Messenger RNA from Vombatus ursinus (common wombat), 447 nucleotides. RefSeq names its product UDP-N-acetylglucosamine transferase subunit ALG13 homolog. The record is from RefSeq and is a predicted model, not a curated record. Gene Ontology annotation, biological process: dolichol-linked oligosaccharide biosynthetic process. NCBI's taxonomy places the organism in Eukaryota, Metazoa, Chordata, Mammalia, Diprotodontia, Vombatidae. Bases 1 to 447 code for a protein of 148 amino acids. Gene Ontology annotation, molecular function: hexosyltransferase activity. The transcript has 2 exons.
AUGGCUAUGAAGUCUGUUUUCAUCACCAUGGGUAACACUAGUUUUGACGAGUUCAUAACCUGUACGUCUUCCAGGGCUACCUUCCAGGUACUCAGGAGACUUGGUUAUCGAAGACUUGUUCCACAGAUUGGCGGAGGCAGAGUGGUACCAGACUCCUUCGAUUCAACAUCUUUUUCUUUGAUUGUUUAUAGGUACAAAUGUGCCAGUCGCGCCACAAUAAGAGAUUCAAAUCUCAUCAUUAGCCAUGCCGGUGCAGGGAACUGCUUGGAGCCUCUGGAAGAAGGGAAGUCCUUGGUGGUGGUAGUAAAUGAAAAGCUGAUGGAUAAUCACCAGUUAGAGCUGGCUAGACAGCUGCACAAAGAAGGGUAUCUUUUCUAUUGCACAUGCAGCACCCUUCUUGAGCUGUUAAAAUCAGAAGACAUCAUCAUUGAAACGUUUUCCUCCUGA